Messenger RNA from Medicago truncatula (barrel medic), 1258 nucleotides. RefSeq names its product ATP-dependent Clp protease proteolytic subunit-related protein 4, chloroplastic. Gene Ontology annotation, biological process: protein quality control for misfolded or incompletely synthesized proteins. The record is from RefSeq and is a predicted model, not a curated record. The transcript has 8 exons. Gene Ontology annotation, molecular function: ATP-dependent peptidase activity; ATPase binding; serine-type endopeptidase activity. Gene Ontology annotation, cellular component: endopeptidase Clp complex. Bases 65 to 979 code for a protein of 304 amino acids. NCBI's taxonomy places the organism in Eukaryota, Viridiplantae, Streptophyta, Magnoliopsida, Fabales, Fabaceae.
CUCCCUCAACUCUCUCAUUUUCAUUUUUCACUAUCUUCUUCACUCUGAACAAAACGAACGAACCAUGGAGGUUGCAACCGCAAACGCAUCGUUCACCUUCUUAUCAAAAAAGCCCAUGCUCAUUUCACCCUCUUCAUCACGAACCCUAUCCCCUAUCAGACCCAUCAAAUCCUCUUUCUUCAGAAACUCCAUUUCCACGGAUUUCGUCGCUCCUUCUUCCGCAAUCACCAGUUCCACUAGUCAUUUCUCCGGCCACAAGCUCCGUCCUCCGUGCCUCAAUCCCGCCACGUUUCAAAGCUCAGGCAGUAAAAGAGGCGUCGUUACUAUGGUUAUUCCUUUCUCAAGAGGGACUGCAUGGGAGCAACCUCCACCAGACUUAGCUUCUUACCUGUACAAAAAUCGAAUUGUUUACUUGGGCAUGUCUCUCGUUCCAUCUGUUACAGAGUUGAUGGUUGCUGAAUUUCUUUACCUUCAAUAUGACGAUGAAACAAAACCCAUUUAUAUGUACAUAAACUCCACCGGAACAACAAAGGGAGGUGAGAAGUUGGGUUAUGAGACUGAAGCACUUGCAGUUUAUGAUUUGAUGAGGUACAUCAAGCCUCCUAUUUUUACUCUCUGUGUUGGCAAUGCUUGGGGAGAGGCAGCCUUACUUUUGGCUGCUGGUGCAAAGGGUAACCGUUCAGCUUUGCCAUCAUCAACUAUAAUGAUAAGACAGCCUAUUGCGCGGUUUCAAGGUCAAGCAACAGACGUCAACCUUGCAAGAAAAGAAAUCACUAGAGUGAAGACAGAAUUGGUUAAUUUGUUAGCAAAGCACACUGAAAAAACACCUGAGCAGAUUGAAGCUGAUAUUCGGCGCCCAAAGUAUUUUAGUCCAACUGAAGCUGUUGAGUAUGGAAUCAUAGACAAGGUUUUGUACAAUGAGAGGGGCUCUAUGGACCGUGGAGUUGUUUCUAACCUUAAAAAGGCACAGCUUAUUUGACCGCUGGGAAGUUAAAUCCCUCUUUUCUUGAAGUUGAGAAAUUUGUGUGGAAAAAUGGAUUAGCAAAAUCGAGGGAUCUGGGGGAUCAGCAGACAAACGAUACAACCGUGCCAAGCACUUGUACACUUAAUUUGCUACAUUGGAAUCUCCAUGUUUAUAACACCAUAGAUUGUAUUUCCCUCCCUUAAGAAAAGGUAGUAGGAACUGAUUCCUGCGUGUUUUGUAAAAUGUUGUUUACCUUGUUGUAUUCUAGUUCAUUCAAAUAUGAAACUUUACGAA